Messenger RNA from Elaeis guineensis (African oil palm), 694 nucleotides. The record is from RefSeq and is a predicted model, not a curated record. NCBI's taxonomy places the organism in Eukaryota, Viridiplantae, Streptophyta, Magnoliopsida, Arecales, Arecaceae.
AUGGGAAUUGAAUGCGAGGAAACCUUAACUGACGAUCCCAUAGAAGAUUUUAAUCCUUUAGAGCUAGCUACUUCAGAGAAAGAGUAUGAAGGGGAUUGUGAGAAUUUAGAAGGGUGUGCUAAUGCCAUGAGAUAUAUUAUUGCCACCCCUGCAGACUUUGAGAUAGAAGGUUAUUCUGCCGAGAUUAUGUGUGAUGUGUUAUCCAUGGAGAUUGCUAGUGUCUUACUAUGUCAACCUUGGAUUUAUGAUGUGGAUGCUCAUAAUUUUGGUAGGGAGAAUACCUAUGUCUUUACUCAUAAUGGCAAGAAAAUCAAAUUAAAACCUGCUAAGCCUAGCAUGCCCCAACCUGCCAAAGGGGAUAAGAAAUUUCUCCAAACUCCUGAUCAGAAAAAUUGUCAUAUUUUGACUCAUAAGGAAUUUGAAAAAGAAAGUGGACAAUUCGGGGUAGUGUUAGCUGUCCUUCUUAGAAGCAAGAUUCACUUAACCUCAGACUCCCAAGCUAACCCACCUCUUGAAAUUGAGAAAUUAAAAGAGGAGUUUAAGGAUGUGACCCCUGAAGACAUACUCGAUGGCCUACCUCCCAUGCAUGACAUUCAACAUGUUAUUGAUUUAGUCCCAGGAUUACAGAUACCUAAUCUUCCACACUAUAGGUUGAACCCCAAGGAGCGUGAGGAAAUGAGAAAACAAGUAGAAG